Molecule: messenger RNA, 2569 nt
Organism: Fopius arisanus
Lineage: Eukaryota; Metazoa; Arthropoda; Insecta; Hymenoptera; Braconidae
Gene: CenG1A
Product: Centaurin-gamma-1A
Exons: 4
Coding region: 384-2546 (720 amino acids)
Biological process (GO): activation of GTPase activity
Molecular function (GO): GTPase activator activity; GTPase activity; GTP binding
Source: RefSeq, a predicted model, not a curated record
UGGCACUAGGAGAGAAAUUUCGACUGGGUCGCGUUUUGGAGCAGUAGCAGCAGUAGUUGCGUUUUACGUCAACUAACCUGUUCGCCUACCUAAUCCAACUCCAUACCAUGUUUAUAAAUAUAAGCAAAUUUGACAUUUUCAGUCUCCAUUGAAAGAUAAUAACACAGUGCACAUUGAUUUUACUGUAGUAAAUACGUAAUCAUCACUGGCCCAUUGCAAGUGUGAUUAUCCAUCGUGAUGCAGAGUAAAACGGUUAUUUGAAAAAUUGUACCAUAUUUUUAUUGUAUUGUAUGUAUAUAUAAGUGAGAUUAUUUAUUUAUUCUCUGAAUUGAGGAAGUAUUCUGUCAAAUAAUCUUUAUUGUGAUUACUGUGUCAAUGAAACAAUGACAAGUGGCCAAAGUGGACACGAUUAUUCUCUGACGAUAAGACAUGAGAUUCAAAGAUUCGAGAGUGUACAUCCUUCGAUAUACGCUAUUUACGAUCUCAUUGAUCUUAUAAAUGACACUCAUAUUUCCAAACAAAUACGAGAACAUGUUGUGGCCAUUGAAGAUUCAUUCGUCAAUAGUCACGAAUGGACGCUCUCGAGGAAUGUCCCCGAGCUCCACCUCGGGAUAAUCGGUUCCUGCGAUUCUGGAAAAUCAGCAUUGGUUCACAGAUACCUGACUGGCUCAUUCAUGCAUGAAGAAUCUCCAGAGGGUGGUCGUUUCAAAAAGGAAGUCUUCAUAAACGAUCAGAGUCAUCUUCUACUGAUUCGAGACGAGGGUGGCACCCCAGAGGCUCAAUUUUCCGCGUGGAUCGAUGCUAUUCUACUUGUUUUCUCACUGGAGAGUGAAGAGAGUUUCUCAAUUCUCUGCAACUAUUACAACAAAAUGUGUUCAUUCCGAAAUAUGUCUGACGUUCCAAAAAUUCUGGUGGGUGUUCAGGAUUCCAUAAACGACACAAAUCCCAGAGUUAUCAAAGACGUACGACCGAGAAAGCUCUCCUCCGAGUUGCGAUGCGCCUAUUACGAAACCUGUGCCAUUUACGGUCUCAAUGUCGAGCGUGUUUUCCAAGAUGUCUGUCAAAAAAUCAUCAGCUCAAAUAAAUCAGGGCCAAACAAAAAUUCACCGCAAUUAGCCCCAUCUCGUUGCAACGGUCAAAAUUCGAGUGACAUCGUUGAACCUAAAUACUCAAUGCCUGUCAUUAAAACUUCACUGUCACAUGCCAAAGAGGACACUUGCAGUCCCUCCAAGGUCAUUCAUCAGACCGAAAAAUCCGAUGAGUUUCUUAGGCCAACGCAGGAAAAUAUUCCCCAAUGUGAUACACUGACGAGCGAUAGUUUCCACGAUUUUAGAAGUUCCAUUUUGACACCAACGACAAUCAGAAAGUUCAGGCGAAAAUCAAAUAUUUUUACACCGUCUAAAAAGGAGAAGUACAACAUGGGUGAGAUGGGAGUUGGCAGGGAGAUACCAGUUAAACAGGGCUAUCUCUUUAAAAGGAGUAGCAAAUCGCUGAAAGAACGAAAGAAAAAGUAUGUAACUCUGUUAGAGGAUGGAAGAUUAACGUAUCACUGUAGUUUGCAUGAUUACAUGAACGAUACCAACGGAAAAGAGAUUCUACUUCAAUAUGUGACAGUUAAAGUUCCUGGAAAGACUCCAAAAGGAUCUAAGACUGUGGCAACAAUCGAUGAUUGCUUUGAAUUUUCAAUUAUCUCGUUGGAGAACAAAAGUUGGAAUUUUGAAGCGAGCAAUGCUGAUGACAGAGACUCAUGGAUUGCUGCCAUUGAACAACAGAUUUUAUCGAGUCUCCAAAAUUCCGAUGGCGACAAGAAAAAUGAGACUGACGCAUUCAAGAUGAUGUGCAUCAAGAAUAAAGUUUCUGGUAAUGAUGCUUGUGCCGAUUGUGGAGCAUCCAAUCCUGACUGGGCGAGUUUGAAUCUUGGUGUUCUUGUUUGCAUCGAGUGCUCGGGAGUUCAUAGAAAUUUGGGCUCACAUAUCUCCAAGAUUAGAUCCUUGAAUCUCGAUGAUUGGUCUGCUGGCCAAUUGAGUGUGAUGCUGGCACUUGGUAAUGAUAUUGCCAAUGGAGUGUGGGAAUAUUGUCUCGGUGGUAAGGUCAAACCUACUCCAGAUUCAAGCAGGGAGGCUAAGGAGCAGUGGAUCAGAUGGAAAUACGAAGAGAAAAAAUUUCUUCCUCCAGCCAAUCCCAAUAUCUCCCUUGGAAAACUUCUCAUUGACUCUGUUUGCAGGGGAGACAUGAGGGCAUUCACUCUCUGUCUGGCACGGUGCACCUAUGAAGAUGUCAAUAUUUCUGUAAGUGCUGAUGAUCUGAGAACACCUCUACAUCUCGCCUGUGCUACUGGUAAUCUAGCUAUGGCUCAAUUGCUCAUUUGGCAUAAAGCCAAUCCUCAAAAUCUCGAUCACGAAGGACGUACCUGUAUGUCAUACGUUCGGGCAUUGGAACGAACUCUAGACAACACAACCGACUCGAUGGAAAUGCAAAAGUUACUGCAAGUACUAGAACAAGCAAGCAUCACGAGUAUGGACGACACGGAAACAACUCAGUAUUAAGUAUUUUUUUUUAAUUAAGUGCA